Truncatella angustata is the source of this 1455-nucleotide messenger RNA. Its product is annotated as MFS transporter. Gene Ontology annotation, cellular component: membrane. The transcript is spliced from 7 exons. The record is from RefSeq and is a predicted model, not a curated record. NCBI's taxonomy places the organism in Eukaryota, Fungi, Ascomycota, Sordariomycetes, Amphisphaeriales, Sporocadaceae. Gene Ontology annotation, molecular function: transmembrane transporter activity. Gene Ontology annotation, biological process: transmembrane transport. The coding region runs from base 1 to 1455 and encodes 484 amino acids.
AUGGAGAAGCUAGAUGUGAAGCACAUUGAAGGAGACGAGGAGUCGCCUGUGCCGACAGACACGGCGCCACAGGAUACCAUCACGGCGGACGUCUAUGACGAGAAGCUCAACGAGAAGUUAAACCGGCGCUUGGACAUUCGGAUCAUUCCAUUGUGCUGCUGGCUGUAUUUACUCAACUUCCUCGACAGGGGAAACAUUGGGAAUGCACGCGUGCUAAAUGCAGAGACGGGCGACGACCUUCUCCAGCAAACCGGGAUGACGGCUACAGGAUACGCCGUCACGGUCUCGCUGUUCUCCGUCGCCUAUGCCGUCUUCGAAGUCCCUUCGAACUGGAUCAUGAAGCACUAUGUGCGCCCAUCGCUUUGGUUGGCUUUUCUUUUGGGGGCCUGGGGUGCUCUCACCAUAGGAUUUGCUGGUGUUCGUAACUAUGGCGCAGUACUUGCGUUGAGAUCACUGAUCGGAGUGUUUGAAGCAGGGUUCUUCCCUGGAAUUGUGUACUUCAUCACGAUCUGGUAUCGCCAUAACGAGCGAGCAGUUCGCAUCGCCUUGGUCAUUGCCUUCUGCAACCUAGCAGGUGCCUUUGGCGGCGCCAUUGCGUAUGGCAUUGGGCAUAUAAAUGGUGAGGGAGGACUUCAAGGUUUCCGCUGGCUCUUUAUCAUCGAAGGGAUUAUCACAAUAUUGAGUGUGCUACCCACAGCAUUGAUCCUCCCAGACUAUCCUUCGCGGGCCAAGUUCCUAGAUGAAGAUUUAAAACGUCUUGCCAUCGACAGACUCAAGGAGCGAGGCGGUGGCUACAACAGGGAUCAUGCGUCGCGCAAGGAGGUCCUUCAGACGUUCUUCAGCCCGAGGAUGUUGGCCCAUUAUGUUGCCUACAUUGCAAACGUAGUCCUGCAAGGAUCCUUCACAUUCUACUCGCCAACGAUUGUGACUGGUCUGGGCUACGCGUCGAUCCAAGCACAGCUCAUGACAGUUCCGCCGUGGGUCGUUGGGUUUGUGGUUGCCAUUGUGCUGUCGUACUCGGCCGAUCGCUUCGAUGCUCGGGGAUGGCAUAUCGCUGGGGCAUCCAUUGCCGGUGGCGUCGGCUGGGUGACCGCUGGCUCCUUGCCACCAGAUGCCUAUGCUUCGAGAUAUGGCUGCUUAUGUCUAGCUGCUGCUGGAGCGUUUCCGUACGCACCAGCAAUGACCAACUGGGUUACCUGCAACACGCCAUCGCUUCUGACUAUCCCCUUUGCCAUCGCCUUGCACAACUCAUGCGCAGGCAUCGGUCAGAUCAUUGCACAAUGGAUAUGGAAGUCCAAUGAGACCUCGUUAGGGUAUCCGACCGGCAACUAUGUGUGCGCUGCUUGCAGCUUUUUCGUAGCAGUCAUGACCAUUGGCCUGCGACUCUGGUAUGCUCGAAUGAACAGAGUUGGGUCAUUGGACGCUCGUGGUGAGACGCGGGUUUGGUCAUACUAG